Messenger RNA from Aspergillus udagawae, 771 nucleotides. RefSeq lists its product as uncharacterized. Gene Ontology annotation, molecular function: FMN binding; oxidoreductase activity. Lineage: Eukaryota; Fungi; Ascomycota; Eurotiomycetes; Eurotiales; Aspergillaceae. The record is from RefSeq and is a predicted model, not a curated record. The transcript has 3 exons. Bases 1 to 771 code for a protein of 256 amino acids.
AUGUCGCAGGAAAGUAGCCGCGAUUUUAUUGUAACUGGCGGCAGCAACAAUCAGCUUCCAGCGAACCAAGGGCGAGCCUCUGCAGAGAUCGAGAUCCACCCCAUCCGCAUUUCUCACUUUAUAUAUACGGAUGCCUAUGGCGGGACCGCAGAGAAACGAGCCAAAUUUCUCCUUGACAUCUUGACACAGUGUCGUGGCGUGGCCCCCGCAGGAUUCUGUAUAGGUGUCAAGAUAAAUUCUGCGGAUCACGAUACAGCAGAUUUUGAAGAUACCAUUUGCCUGAUUGGGCUCUUGGUUGAAGGGGGUAUUGACUUCCUAGAAGUUAGCGGCGGGAGUGCCGCGGACCCGAAGAUGGUGUACGGCAACGAGAACAAGCAUCCGGAACAAAAGACCCUACGCAGUGCUGCGCGCGAAGCAUUCUUUCUCGAAUUUGCUGCAGAGACUCGCAAGAGGUUUCCCAAACUUAUCCUUAUGUUGACGGGGGGUUUCCGCAGCCGUGCUGGAGCUGAGGCUGCUAUCAGGGACAGUGUGUGCGAUCUGGUCGGCAUUGCACGUCCAGCGGCUGUCAACCCGAAACUACCAUUGCUACUGAUAGACGAGAGCGUUCCAGACAUGGAAGCGAAGUUUCCUUUGAAUAAGGUCCAAACUCCUCGACUGGCUAAAAUUCUGAACAUAAAGGUGUUGGGGGCGGGUGCGGAGAGCGUAAGUGGUCCUGCCUACAUGGUUUUUCUGAACCGGUUGGACAGAUUUUUGGCUCAUGAUAACAUUUAG